AUUUGUUCCAUACUGUUUAGUACAGUAGUAUAAAUAUUCCUCCAUACUGUUUAGUAAAGUAAUAUAAAUAUCUUUAUUUCUCCAUACUGUUUAGUACAGUAGUAUGCUGUAGGGUACUUAUAGUAGUGUAUAUUUGUCCAUACUGUUUAGUAAAGUAGUAUGCUGUAGUGUACUUAUAGUAGUGUAUAUUUGUCCAUACUGUUUAGUACAGUAGUAUAAAUAUCUUUAUUCCUCCAUACUGUUUAGUUUGCUAGUAUGCAGCAGUGCCCAUAUGGAUUGGUACUGUUUUCUUACAUACUAUUCACGCUUUCUGACGCCCGCUAGUUUCCUGCCUGCGUCAUCACUAACGUGAAGCUAACAGCCUCCUGUCAGAGUGCCGCUGUGUGCACAGUGCUUGAGGAGCAACAAUGGCGAGCUGAACGAUUUUUUACGAAAUACUGCUACAUGCCUGGCCUUGUAGCUGUUUCGUGACAACAUUAUUUAUGAAGCUGGGCAACGAGGGGAAAAGGCUAAAUCGUCCUGUUUAGCCUUUCCCAGCUAUGCUAACUGUGUGACUUAGUAGGUUGCUAGCCUGACGCUAACAAUGCACGAGCGAAAAUCCUGAACGUCAGAAAGCGGCGCAGCGCCUGAAUCCCGGCUGUAACACCAUGAAUUUUGUCCGGCUCGUGUCCCGCCACAAGACUGCCCUGGUGCUCGGUGUCCUCUGCCUCUUUGCCACCAUCCUCCUCUUCCUCGCCAAAUGCACCUCGGAGACGUUGAAACCUCCUGACUCGCCUGGCUCUGCGCCACGCGCCCAACCCCGACCUGAGCGUCCGGCUUCACCUUCUGACACUAAGGAGAUCUCGGCUUUCCUGGUGGUCCUCGUCACCACGGGUCCAAAAUACACCGAGCGGCGCAGCAUCAUCCGCAGCACCUGGCUCUCCAAAACCGACCCUGAUGUGCUUGCUUUGUUCGCGAUAGGCACCGAGGGCUUGCCGUCUGAGGACAUGCGGAAUCUAGAGACGGAGCAGACGCGCCACGGAGACCUCCUCCUCUUACCCGAUCUCCGUGACUCCUACGAGAACCUGACGCUGAAGCUGAUUCGUGCCUACUCGUGGCUCGAUCAGAAACUGGACUUCAAGUUCGUCCUGAAGGCUGACGAUGAUACGUUCGCCCGUUUGGACUUGCUCAAGGAGGAGCUGAAGAGUAAGGACCGCAGACGCCUUUACUGGGGCUUUUUCUCAGGCCGAGGCCGCGUGAAAACGGCCGGGAAGUGGAAAGAGAGCACCUGGGAGUUAUGUGACUAUUACAUACCGUACGCUUUAGGUGGUGGCUACGUGCUCUCCGCUGACCUAGUGCGCUACGUGCGCUUGAACUCCGCUUACCUGAAGACGUGGCAGAGCGAGGACGUCUCUCUGGGCGCCUGGCUUGCGCCCGUCGACGUCAAACGGUUGCAUGACCCGCGCUUCGAUACCGAGUACAAAUCGAGGGGGUGCAGCAAUAAGUAUUUGGUCACGCACAAGCAGAGUCUGGAGGACAUGCUCGAGAAGCACCAGACGCUGCAGAGGGACGGACGUCUGUGCAAGGAAGAGGUGAAGCUGCGCCUGUCGUAUAUUUACGACUGGAGCGUUCCGCCGUCGCAGUGCUGCCAGCGCAAAGACGGUAUCCCUUGA
This is a messenger RNA of Ictalurus furcatus (blue catfish), 1652 nucleotides long. It is a transcript of the gene b3galt6, whose product is annotated as UDP-Gal:betaGal beta 1,3-galactosyltransferase polypeptide 6. The transcript is spliced from 2 exons. Gene Ontology annotation, biological process: glycosaminoglycan biosynthetic process. Lineage: Eukaryota; Metazoa; Chordata; Actinopteri; Siluriformes; Ictaluridae. Bases 648 to 1652 code for a protein of 334 amino acids. Gene Ontology annotation, molecular function: UDP-galactosyltransferase activity. Gene Ontology annotation, cellular component: membrane. The record is from RefSeq and is a predicted model, not a curated record.